Molecule: messenger RNA, 1566 nt
Organism: Striga asiatica
Lineage: Eukaryota; Viridiplantae; Streptophyta; Magnoliopsida; Lamiales; Orobanchaceae
Source: the annotation of a GenBank genome assembly
AUGCAGUGGGAAUGUUUGGAAGAGGAGAAGAGUAAAUGGGGGCACAAUUGGUUCUUGGGAGGAGAUUGGAAUGACAUCCUCCACAGUGAUGACAAAAGAGGUGGGAGAUUAAGAGCUGAUAGUUCUAUGCAACCAUUCAGAGAGUUUGUUGGGAACAUGGGGAUGCAGAGUUUGGCUGUCAGGGGUACUACUUUACUUGGGGUAAUAACAAACUUGGGGAAGGAUUUAAGUUCAUCAGAUCAUAGCUUACUGCUGUUAAGCUUACAUCUUGACAACACCACUCAAAGAAAAAGAUUCUGCUUCAAUAAGAUUUCGCUAAGGAAGCAAGGACUCAAUGAGGUCAUUGAGAAGGCCUGGAAUUCUGAAACAAUCGGCACUCCUAUCUCUGAGAAGCAUAGGAGGUCUCAAAGACUGGCAAUUAUGGGACUCUCUAACAAAGCAGCUAUGAAGUGCACAAAGAAGAAGAGAAAUAUUGGCAGCAAAAAUCAAGAAUCUCUUGGCUCAAAGGAGACAAGAAUACACAGUUUUGUCAUGCAAGUACGUUUCUCAGAAAUAGCUGAACUUAGCUCAAGUCGGAACCAGUUAAAUAAGUUGACUACCGACUUCCAGUUGACUGAAAGUAGAAUCGACAACUUAUCAGAAGCCGACAACAACUUAUCCGAAGCCGACAACCGACUUCACCAACAUUAUGGAUAUGAUCUUCAAAAUAUUAUCCAUUUAUCCGACAUCCGAGGAGAUCGAAUUUUCAAGCAAGAGGAGCUACAAUACUUUCACGCACGUAUUAUCACUAUGUCGAAUUCUGGGCGACAAGAACGGAACCCAGACGCUGGAACCAGUCGUCACCCUGCUCAUACAAUUGACAAUACAACUGCGCCAUCCAUGACGAUAGAUUACUCUGUUUUAUUCCAAGAUCCAGAGUUUAUCAUAAAUCUAUCUAAUUUUAUGGCACAAACAAGAGCAGGACCAACUAUGACGAUUCCUAGUCAAGCUCAUGCUUCAAAUCCUCAAAUCAGGCAAUUGACGCCACAUGUUCACCAACAAAAUAGUGUUCCUGCUGCAUCUCAUGCAACUUCUCAACCACGAACACCUGAGUCGCAACGAAAUAUUGCCACUCACAAUCGUGGUAUAAUUCCUGUCGACGAUCAUCCUCCGGAGGGAGUUCAACCUGAAAUUACUGCUGAAAGUCAUUCUGGGCGUCGUCAACAGCAACCGGUGCCUCCGUCGCCGAUAACUUCACAGCAUGUUCGACAGUCUGACUUACAUCAUACAAUUGAACGAAAUCGGUUCCGACGUGAGAGCGAUGAAUUACGCCAUACUAUCACAUGGAACCGCUUAAGGCGUGAGUCAGAAGCGUUGGAAAUGUUAAGGAAGAUAAUUGCUGAGUUAGAAACUCGGCAAGACAUUCCUGAGAAAUUCCAACAAAGGGUUCCUAUCUCGGAGAAUGUCUAUCUAGAAGCCGAGACUCCCUUAGCUCCUCAUUUGACAAUGGAACCACUUUCCUCCAAAGUUAAGGUUCCUCAGAUUGAUCUUUACGAUGGUACCUCAGAUCCAGAUGCACAUCUCUGA